GUCACCUUUCUUGAAGGAGUAAAAUGCAAGAAUAUUAGAUCAACAUCCAAGGGUGAAUGACCACGGAUUUUUAGUUUGAAUGUAAAUCACCAACACCAACAUGAGAUAUCUUUAAUAUGGGUACUCGUCUCGACUCCAAGAUGAAGGAUGAGUACUCUUUUAUCUGUCGUCGCCUCACCAGAAAAGUUAUGAGUGAAUGAAGGUAGCUUUUCAUCAUCACACGAUAAAUCGCGAACAGGUAUAUGAAUGAAUGAGUGAGUGAAUAAAUGAUAACCAUAACAACUACAUUCUUCUAGUAAGUACUUGCGUACUAGGUUCGAUUUAGCAUAUCUCUUGCCAGGCACAUCAAUCAGUCAAUCAAUCAAUCAACUUCAUCUAAAAAAAGCAGAAAAUAAAUCGAAGAAGAAGCGUGAUGGGCCAAGAAUUGGCGUGGCCGCGGCCAUCCUGGGUGAAACGCAAGGAAAGGAAACGUCAAAAGAUACCUCCUCACAAGGAAAGGAUGGACUUAUGAUACCGAGAUAAGAUGGGCUUAUGAAGAUGAUAAGAGUACGAGUAGAAGUACUUACAACAUCAAGUAGAUGUAGAGGUAGAAUAGAAUAUCCAGAUCGUCUUCCUAGUUUCUAAAUGAGUUUGUCAUUGCCCUUUGCUUAAGAACAUGACAUCCCCAUUCGCCACAUAGAGCAUGUUGCCUCUUGUUCCUUCAUUAUCAAAAAUGGGACUGCUGGCACCCCAAGUGGUGCGGCAUCGGCAGGGACAUGGCGGUCGUUUUUUGGUGGCCUAUUUGGAGGGAGGAGACGGAGUGCGGAGAAUACAGCUGAGUUCACAUAAGGCCCACAGUAAAAUUGAAAUUCAUUUGAGAAGAAGAUCAUCUCUCUUUCUCUCUCUCUGUUUUUUUCUUUGGGAAUUGAAAAGAUGAGCUUAGAAUAUCUAUAGAUAUCAUUUAUAAAUAAAUCAAUUAACGUGAGGAGCGCUUAGAAUAUCCAAGAAGUCUAACGCGAGCUCUAACUUACAGUGGACGGUAUUCGGUCAAUGCUUCAGGGGAGGUCAUUUACCCUAAACGACUUCGAUCUGCGGCAAACCGUAGGAACAGGAACGUUUGGGCGAGUGCGCGUUGUGAAGAUUAAAGGUAUAUUAUCACAGAGUAGUUUAUAGCACGCAUGGCGCAUGGAGUAGCAUGGAGCUGCAUGGAGUGCAUGGAGCGCAGAGCUUUAAGGGGCGCAAGAAGCUCCCCUUUUAGCUCCAUGCUACUCCAUGUGAUCCAUGCACUCCAUGCCAUGCGAGCUGUGAAACCCUAUAAAUUGCUCUGUAGAGAAGAACGCUGAGUAAGAGUAUGCAGUGGAAUCUUCUUUUUCGUUAUACUAACUAUUCCCUUGAAGUCUCACAUGUUUGCGAAGGGAAAUUUCGCUGGUCUGUUUGGAGAGCCUCAGACCCCUUUACUGCUACUGGCCACGGUACUGCAAUUACAUCAUCCUCAUUCUCAAUCUCAUCCACCCAUCGCAGGUAGUCGCGUUCGCAUACCUUUGGCACUGAAGAUCAUGAAGAAGAGUGAGGUCAUCAACUUGCGACAAGUAGAACACAUACGAUCUGAGAAGGACAUAUUGUCGACGCUUCACCAUCCAUUUAUUGUCAACAUGUUCGCGACCUUUCAAGACCAGAAGCGCUUAUUUCUGAUUCUGGAGUACGUGAAUUAAGGCUCCAACAUGUAAAAAACUGUCAGAUUUACUAUUUGAUGUCCACAAAUCAAUCACUAUCGAAUUUUCUUCCUCUAAGCGAAUGGAGGUGAACUAUUUGCCUUACUUCGACGAGCUGGUCGCCUACCGCAGGAGCACACCCGAUUCUACAUAGGGGAGAUCGCACUGGCGUUUAAGUACUACUACUAACGUUACGCUCAUCCCCUCUCUCACCGUUUUAGCUCACCUUUUCAACAUCUAAACCCUAAACCUUUCCACUAAGAAGACAAGCCACCCUCAACGUAACAACAUCUUCCAGUUACAUGCAUUCGGUGUUUGUGAUUUAUCGGGAUUUGAAGCCAGAAAAUCUCCUCCUCGACUGCCAAGGGCACAUAAAGAUUACUGAUUUUGGGUUUGCGAAGCAUGUGGAGGACCUAACGUGGACGUUGUGUUAAGGAUAGAGGAACAAAGAAAGAUAUUCAAACACAGUAGAUCUAGCUAAUUAAUAUGCAUUAGGAUGAGGACCGUGGCCUUAUCAGCAUAUGCAUAUCAGGGAUUACAAUAGACUUCAGUAUAAAAGAACAUCCGACAUUAGACAUCAUAGUACACGAGUUGUUUCUUCUAAUCUGCCGGUACACCAGAGUACCUAGCGCCAGAGAUCAUUCAGUCAAAAGGACAUGGCAAAGCUGUCGAUUGGUGGGCUCUAGGGGUGCUGAUGUUUGAACUGCUGGCUGGUUACCCACCAUUCUACGACGAAAAUCCGAUGGGGAUAUAUCAAAAAGUCAUAUCCGGAAAGUUCUCGACACCGAAACACAUAGAUGUGAAAGCAAGGGACCUCAUCAAAAGGUUCCUGACACUCGAAAGAACAAAGCGAUUAGGGUAUUCAGUUGGACGGAUUGUUAUUGGCUUGUUGGUUUCUUUUCCACUCAAAAAUAUCUUUCCACUUUCUUCAGCUGCUACAGGUGCAGAACAUGACCAGUCGCGAACAAAAAUCAAUACCCGACUAAGGUGUCUAGCUGGCGGAUUUCAGGAUAUUAAGGAUCAUAAGUGGUUUCGGGGCGGGUGGUCCUGGGAAGCGUUACAGGCUAAGCAAGUGGCUCCGCCAUUUCAACCUGCUGUGCGAUCUAAUGUUAAGGCUGCACUAGUACAUCAUACUUCGAGUAGUAAGUAUUUAGAUGAGUGCUACCAAAGAACAUUUUUUACCAAAGCACAUUUGGACGUGGAGUAGAAGAGUCACAGAAUAAUACUGAUAUGAUGCGUCUCCGUCUCCUGCAACUGCAAGGUAGUUGUCAUCUUGUGUGAUGAAUCAUGAAAAUCGUCGUCGAUUGAAAAUUUAUUUUCAUCGAGUUUCAUCCUCAGCAGCUUCUAAUGCCAACGACACCAGCAUGUUCCAGCAGUAUCCGGAGAGUACAGAGUCCUCCUGCCCGAAAAUCGAAAAAGAGGAACAGCAAUUCUUCGAAGGUUUCUAGAUGUAGAUUCUAUUCGAAGGUUUUUAGCUUGUCUAGAGCUUUGAUUUCUCAGUGAUUUUUUUGGCUAUGUUUUCGGCUAUGUAUUGUGCUUAAGUUUUCUUACUCUGUUAUCACAGUUAUCAUCUACGUCUGAACUCAGUCAAUUCCAAACUCAUCCUACUACUUUACCAAAUCAGAAAAAAAAGAUACCGCCACUCAGUAUCUUCAGGGAGGACUAGUAUCACGCACGUAUUACGCAUUUUUACUACAACAAACGGCCCGACUCGCUUACACUAAUACUUCUGAGAAUGAAAUAUAGAAGAUAAAGUCAUCUUCGUCACAUGACGCUAUGUCAUCGUUGUUGUUGUAUCUUUCUGCCUCUGUAGUUCACUUCAUUUACAGGCGCCUGAGGAGUUCUUUAGGGCUCACGGUAAAGGCGCCUUGAGAGUUCUUUAAUGUUCACACUGAAGGCGUCUCAAGGUUUCUUUAAUGUGUACACUGAAGGCGGAGAGUGUGUCGCGGUUAUUAAUGUAAUUUGAAUAGAGUAUAAAGUCAUCAUCUCCGUCACUUGGCGCUAGGUAUUUGUGUUUUUCUUAGAAGAAUCGUGGUAUUUGUAAAGUGGACCCAAAGUGAAAGUGUGGGUGUGCAGUGCACUUCUAGUAGAAGGGAUGGAAUAAAGUGAUUUUUUGACUUUGACUUUCAGGAGAAUUUAUUAUACCUUUCAAAAUUUGCAUUUGCAAUCAAACCCCAGAUGAAUCAAGGUGAAUACUUCCCAUCAAACGAAAUAGUUGUAAGCACGCUUUGCGCGCACGAAUCGAC
Molecule: messenger RNA, 3937 nt
Organism: Amoebophrya sp. A25
Lineage: Eukaryota; Dinophyceae; Syndiniales; Amoebophryaceae
Source: the annotation of a GenBank genome assembly